CUUCCAUUUAGUUAUUUCACUUAUCAACUGAAUCUAACACACUGAUUAUCACAGACACACUACUGCCUUCUCUCCUAUGAACGAAGAUACGACCAGCUCAUGAUCACAUACGUUCAAAGCAGAGCAUAUUCGUUUUCUAAAAUGGCUAACCGACGGAUAGCGCAUUUGGAUAAAAACCUCGAGCUGCCUAAAGUGUAGCGAAGGCUGUGUGUACGCCACUGGCAGCAAAAGGCACAAUAAAGUUGCGCCACCUUUUUAGACAUGGGUUGGCGGAGUGGAGCUCUUUGUACAUUGACUCCUCCAUACAACGGGACAAGGCAGCGAGUUCAUCAAGUAUAUAAGACGACACGGAUUGUGAGGUUUUUCAAGACUCAUCAACAAACAACAACAACAACAACAAGUAACAAUGGUCGUUCAACUCGGAGAUACCUGCAUCAUUCCUUCCCCCAAGAAGUUCAUGGGCGACAGACGCACUGUCCAUUGGAGCCAAGACUGGGGUACGCAAAAGUCUGUCGACUUCUGCUUCAUUCCCUUCACCUGCCCUAAGGAUAGCUCUGGUGCUUUCUUGGCUGUUGAAAUCGCUAAGAUGAAGGAGUUCCAACAAUCGUGCAAGGAGACUCCCUCUGAUCCCGAUGACUGGACCUGCGAUGAAACCACUUACCAGUUCACUGUUGAUCAGAGAUUCAAGUACGGUCAGAACAACGAACAAACUUGGAGAUUCUUGGUCUUCCAGAACCCCGAUUACAAGCCCUUCCAGCACAGAUUCUCUGAAGUCGCUGACAGCACCGAUGCCAUGACCUUCUUGGGUAACAUUAGCAAGAGCUAUGGCAAGUACGCUGAAAUGGUUCCUAACGGUGGCUCUGUCCUCUCUGCUCUCAAGUCCAUCGUCGGUGAUGAUCUUCAUAGCUUCUAAAUGAUACUGAUACCAAGAAAUGUAAUUUGUAAAAUCACUAGCUAGCUGAUGCCAACUUUUUGCUGUUGGCCGAAUUUUACAUUUCUUUCCCUAUGAUACCAAUUUAAUGAAAUGAUACUCAACAAUGCUUUGGGUUCUCUUCUUCGAUUUACUUAAAGCUGCC
Molecule: messenger RNA, 1076 nt
Organism: Umbelopsis ramanniana AG
Lineage: Eukaryota; Fungi; Mucoromycota; Umbelopsidomycetes; Umbelopsidales; Umbelopsidaceae
Exons: 1
Coding region: 407-913 (168 amino acids)
Source: RefSeq, a predicted model, not a curated record